Molecule: messenger RNA, 3701 nt
Organism: Drosophila obscura
Lineage: Eukaryota; Metazoa; Arthropoda; Insecta; Diptera; Drosophilidae
Product: adenylyl cyclase X E
Exons: 11
Coding region: 55-3561 (1168 amino acids)
Biological process (GO): adenylate cyclase-activating G protein-coupled receptor signaling pathway; intracellular signal transduction; cAMP biosynthetic process
Molecular function (GO): adenylate cyclase activity
Source: RefSeq, a predicted model, not a curated record
GGAUAGCCAGACGAAAAUGCCCAGCCCCAGACGGAUACGGAUACGAAUGCAAACAUGAAUUCCUACUUUGAUUCGGCCAUCGAACACAAUCGAACAAACACGAUUAGUCUGGCGCACUCGAACGAGUCGCAGUCGCAGGCGCAGAGUUUCUCCAACGAAAAGAACUGGGAAUGGUCGUAUCUGGUGCGCAAAUGCCGCAAUCUGGAGCUGGAGGAGUCGUACGAUUUGUAUAUGCGACGGCUGCGUGUCGGCUACCUCUCGCUGUUCAUCUUCAUUCAGCUGCAGGUGACCAUCACGCACACGCUGCUGCUGCUGACGACGCCGGAAAUCCGCUACGUGUAUGUGGACAUGGCCGCCUACAUUGCCUCCGGCGUGGUCAUCUGGCUGAUCCUCUCGAUUAACUUCCGCAACGAGCUGGUCAGCAAGCACGGCUGGGUGGUGUACGUCUCCUCGUGGCUGGCCGUCUGCGUGAUGGUCCUGAUGGACAUCGGGCUGAAUGUGUACCACGCCACCAGCCACAACUUCAUACUGAAUCCCAUCUACGACGCGUACACGCUGUACGCCAUCUACAUGUUCAUGCCGGUGCCGUAUCUGCUGCAGCCGUUCGUGCUCGGCUCCGCCGUCACCGUGUGCUACAUCAUCAACUACAUAUUCGUGAUCACCUCGAAGGAGGACAACCAGAUGCACAGCAUCCUCAACGAGGCCAUCUACCUGAGCAGCGUCAACCUGCUGGGCAUCUUCUUUCGCCUCAUGCGGGACAUUGCGCUGCGGACCACCUUCCUCGAUCGCCGGCAGUACGUGGAGGAGAAUCUCCUUCUGCGCUACGCUCGCGACCAGGAACGGAGCCUGCUGCUCAGCAUCCUGCCCAACCAGAUCGCCGAUCGCCUGCAGGAGGAUGUCAAGAACCGCAUCGAGCGCUCCAAGCAGCAGCACCAGCAGCGAUCCCACGUAGACACGCAGCGGACAACAGACAGUCAGAACCUGAAGCGAUGGCGACAGCCAGAUCACGGCACCCUCUUCAUUGAGCCCCAUGAGGAUGUGACUGUCCUGUAUGCCGACGUGGUGAACUACACGCACCUGACCACCACUCUGGAUGUGAAGAAGCUUGUGGAGGCGCUGCACGACCUCUUUGUGCGCUUCGACAUCGCCAGCGAGGAGUACAAUGUGCUGCGGAUCAAGUUCCUGGGCGACUGCUACUACUGCGUGGCGGGGCUGGUCAGUCCCAAUGCGGACCAUGCCAAGUGCUGUGUGGACUUGGGCCUGCGCAUGAUCAAGGAUAUACGGGACGUCAGAGAGAAGCGGCACCUCAACAUUGACAUGCGCAUCGGCGUGCACUCUGGCGAUGUGCUGUCGGGGGUGAUUGGAGCCGCCAAGUGGCAGUUUGACAUUUGGUCCAAGGACGUGGACAUUGCCAACCGAUUGGAGACUACUGGGGCCACCGGGCGCGUGCAUGUCAGCCAGAAGACGCUCGCCCUGCUGGACGGCGAGUAUUUCUUCGAGGACGGAACGGAGAAGGCGCGCGAGGAUCCCGUGCUGCAGAAGCACGGCAUUCGCAGCUUUCUGAUCAAGUCACUGCGCGCCCCCAUGCACGAUCCGAGACGCGUGCAGCGCGAGCGACAGGCCAAGAAGCUGAGCGAGGCCAACAAGUCGAACUUCAUGCACAACUCCACGCUGCACCAGUACAACCAGGUGCGCAACCAGGCCAAGCUGGAGAUGUGUCGCGAGCUGGACAAGAUGCCCAUCGGUCGGAUACAACUCACCAAGGUGUUCCGGCGCAGCACUCGCCUCACCCAGGACGAGAUCGAGGAGGAGACCUUCCGGCGCAACAUCAGCUCGUUCUGUCUGUUCUUCCGCAUCCGCAACUGGGAGAUGCAGUACAUGCGGGAGCCGGACGUGAUGCUCAAGUACAGCAUUGCCCUCUCGUGGGUGAUAUACAUGGGCCUGCUGACCAUCCAGCUGCUGAGCAAGGAUGCGAGGUACCAUUACUGGUUCAUCGAUGGCACCACCAUCAUCCUGCUGACCAUGCUGCUGAUCGUCUCCUGGUACAAGAAGCUCUGGAUAAUGUACGUGUCCGACGCGGAGGUGUCUGUGCCCACGAGUCGCCUCAGUGCCUGCCUCUUCAACAUGUCGGAUGUGAUGCAGCGCAACGUGGUUCUGCGCAUCGUCAUCUACUUCCUGAUCAUCUUCUCGUACUGCGCUGUGGCCGCCAUGCAGGUGCUGGGCUGCAGCAAGGACGAGGACUACGAGGACAGCGAUCCCAGCAUAGAGGAUCGGCUACUCUGCUUCCAUCCCUGGAUCCUCACCAACUGCAUGACGCUGGUCAUUGGCAUGUCCUUCCUGUUCACACGGAUCCCAUUCAUCAUCAAGGCCUGCUUCUCCACCAUCAUCACGAUUGUGUACGCAGCUCUGGUGAUAUUCGAAUUCGACCACAUCUACGCCAACAGCCCCUCCACCAAUGUCAACUUCAACGCCAAGUACUCGCACAUCCUGCUGAUGAUCAUCACGCUGGGCAUCUUCCAUCUGAUGGAGCGGCAGACGGAGUUCAUAGCCAAGGUGGACUACAACUGGAAGCGACAACUGAUGAAGAAGCAGGAAGAUGCCCUGAUCACCAACGACACAAUCAAAGUGCUGCUCACCAACAUAUUGCCCUCGCACGUGGCUGACUUCUAUCUGUCGACGCAGCUGCAGAACGAGCUCUACUACGAGGAGUACGACAAUGUGGCCGUGAUGUUUGCCUCCAUCAAGAACUUUGACACGGACAAGAUCGGACUACGGGUGCUGAACGAGAUCAUCUGCGACUUUGAUGAUGUGCUGAACCAAUAUGCGCAGAGUCUGCGCGUGGAGAAGAUCAAGGUGGCCAACUGGACAUAUAUGGCUGCCUGCGGCCUGGACGUGUCCCGCUCCGAGCAGGUCAACGCCCCCCAGAUGAAGUUCCGCAACGUCUCGCUGAUGCCCAACGGUCGUCGCAGUCGCUACGACGGAGCGCGCAGCUCCGACUCGGACGGCAUCCAUCGCGUGCCCUACGGCAAUGGCAGCAACAUUGCCCUGGACCUGGACCUUGAGCGGGGCCAGUACGAGGGCGAUGUGAUAGCCAGUGCCCCGCGCACCAGCAACGUUGGCCAGCAGACAGCCGGCAACAGCAGCAACGAGGUGGUGCUGGUGAUGGCCCGGUUCGCCCUGGAUCUGAUGCGAGCCAUGCGCCGCUUCAAUGCCGAGAACAUGCAGACGGAGUACGAGGGGAGCACCGACUACGGCAUGCUGAGAAUCGGCAUCUCCCACGGCCGGGCCAUGGCCGGGGUGGUGGGUAUAUCGAAGCCACACUACGACAUCUGGGGCAACCCGGUGAACAUGGCCUCGCGCAUGGACUCCACGGGGGUGCCGGGUCAGAUCCAGGUCACCGAGAACACUGCCAUCAAGCUGCGGGAGUUCAACAUACAGUGCAACUAUCGGGGCAUGACCUUCGUCAAGGGGCGUGGCAACAUUCCCACCUACAUCAUUGGCACCGACAGCGAAUACGAGUUCCUGCCCCAUCGACCCGAGCCCCAACACAAAGAAGACUAGCUGAAUUUAAUAGAUAUUCGAUUUUAAGCAUCCAUUUCCAUGUACAUACAUGUAUAUACAUAAACACUUACUUACAUAUUAAUGCACAAAACAAACUAAUUCAUAAUAAUUGCCCUGAAUAAAGAAUUACGAUUAUAUUC